Messenger RNA from Bufo bufo (common toad), 1233 nucleotides. Its product is annotated as carbohydrate sulfotransferase 1-like. NCBI's taxonomy places the organism in Eukaryota, Metazoa, Chordata, Amphibia, Anura, Bufonidae. Gene Ontology annotation, cellular component: Golgi membrane. The transcript has 2 exons. The record is from RefSeq and is a predicted model, not a curated record. Bases 1 to 1233 code for a protein of 410 amino acids. Gene Ontology annotation, molecular function: N-acetylglucosamine 6-O-sulfotransferase activity; keratan sulfotransferase activity. Gene Ontology annotation, biological process: keratan sulfate proteoglycan metabolic process; N-acetylglucosamine metabolic process; carbohydrate metabolic process.
AUGGUGGAGUGUUCAUGGAAAGUGCUUGUGCUGUUAGUGUUUGCAUCCCUGGGAAUCCAAUACACAGCCAUUAAGUCCAUCAGGAUGAACUUCAUAUCACCUUGCAGGAGCGUGACAGCCGAAAAUCGCUGUGGAAACAUCAAAGAAAAUGCUGCAAGAGCUUUCUGUGAAGAUGAGAAUGGACAGGAGAGCAGAAAGCACAUCCUUAUACUUGCUACUGCCAGAAGUGGAUCUUCAUUUCUUGGGCAACUUUUUAACCAAAAUCCAGAUGUCUUCUAUCUAUAUGAGCCUCUUUACCAUGUACAGGGUAUGUUUUCCAAUGCCAAUGGGCUGCCUACAUUAGAGAGGAGAUCACUUCUUGGGGCCUACAGAGACCUGCUGCAUAACCUAUAUGACUGUGACUUCUAUCUCCUGGAAAAUUACAUCAAGCCAGCCCCUAAAGAUCACGUUACAUCUUCACUUUUCAGAAGUGGAGCAAGUAAAGCCUUAUGCUCUCCUCCUGUAUGCAGCCAGUCACAGGAAUUCGAUGAAAGCAAAUGUUUCACAUUGUGUCGAAAGAUAAACCUGACUUUGGCCUCUAAAAGCUGUCGAUCCUACAAAACCAUGGCCAUAAAAACCAUCAGAAUUCCUGAGAUCAACCAUAUGAGGACUCUAGUGGAGGAUCCAAGACUGAACCUUAAAAUAGUUCACCUCGUCAGGGACCCCAGAGCAGUACUGGCCUCAAGAUUAAGCACUUUUGGAGACAUAUAUAGAUCUUACCAUAUAUGGAACUCAUCAGGCCGAAAGCCUCACAACAUUGACCUGUCAGCAAUCAGGAACAUAUGUAUGGAUUACAGUAACUCAGUGGAAACUGCUUUCAGUAGACCUUCUUGGUUGAGAGGGAAGUAUAUACUGGUACGGCAUGAAGAUCUUGCUAAGGAUCCUAUCAAAAAAACCAAGGAAAUCUACAACUUUGUUGGCCUUCAUUGGAAGGAAGGUCUCUCGGCAUGGAUUGAGGAGAACACCAAUGCAACAGUUCCUCCUAAUCCUCACAAAUAUUCAACCAUCCGAAAAUCUGCAGAAACUGUGGAGAACUGGAGGCUACACUUGCAUUUCAGUAUAAUUCAAACUGUGCAAAUUAUAUGCAAUACCACCCUGUCCCAACUUGGUUAUCAAAUGGUCGACUCCAUCCACCAGCUGAGAAACCUUUCUCAUAGCCUUGUGGAACCAAGGGUAUUUCUACCAUUUAUCUAA